CACACUCACACAGCCAGAGCUAUUUCUGGCUGCCGCGCGGGCUCCGCACCAGACUUUGUGGAGCUCGUGCAUGGUGGUUUCUCCAAGUUGCCUCCCCUGGAGCUUCCCGCAGGUGGGCAGUAGCCGCAGACGUCGCAGAGGCGCCCGCCGAAGAACUCUGCUAACCGAGCCAGCCGUUGGGCAGCCAGCCGGGGCCGGCCGGGAGAAGAGCCGCCCGAAGGAGCCCGGGAGAAGCGGGCACCAUGGAGGUGCAGCUGGGCUUGGGGAGGGUCUACCCCCGACCGCCAGCCAAGAGCUUUCGGGGAGCUUUCCAGAACCUGUUCCAGAGCGUGCGCGAAGUGAUCCAGAACCCGGGCGCCCGGCACCCCGGUGCAGCCGCGGGCGCAGCACCCCCAGGCGCCCGUCUGCUGCAGCACCACCAGCACCUCCAACUCCACCAGCAGCAGCAGGCGCCCCAACAGCCUCAGCAGCAGCAAAGCAGCCCCCGGCAGCCGCAGCCCCCGGCGCAGCAUCAGGCGCCCGACGAUGGCUCGCCCACCGCCCCCGGCCGAGGCCCGGCCGGCUACCUGGCUCUGGAGGAGGACUCCCAGUCGCAGCCUUCCCAGUCGCUUCCUUCGGCCGAAGGACACCGGGAGAACGGCUGCGUCCCGGAGCCCGGAGCGGUCGCGGCCGCCGGCAAGGGGCUGCAGCAGGCGGCCGCCGUGGCGGUGGCAGCGCCAGACGACGAUGACUCAGCUGCCCCGUCCACUCUGUCCCUACUGGGCCCCAGCUUCCCGGGCUUGAGCGGCUGCUCCACCGACCUGAAGGACAUCCUGGCCGAGGCCGGGACCAUGCAGCUCCUGCAGCAGCAGCAGGAGGCGGCGGCGGCGGCGGCGGCGGCGGCUGCUGCAGCGGCAGCGGUGGCGGAUGGAGGCGGCGGCGGCCGGGCGCGAGAAGGAGCCGUGGGCUCCGCCUCCUCCAAAGACACCUACCUGGGGGGCACCUCGACCAUCUCGGACAGCGCCAAGGAGCUGUGCAAGGCCGUGUCCGUGUCCAUGGGCUUGGGCGUGGAAGCGCUCGAACACCUGAGUCCCAACGAGCAGCUGCGCGGAGACUGCAUGUACGCCCAGCUGCUGGGGGGCCCGUCGGCGUCGCGCUCCGCGCAUCCCUGCGGCCCCCUGGCCGACUGCAAGGGCUCGCUGCUGGACGACGGCUCGGCCAAGGACGCCGAAGACGCCGCCGCCGACUACUCGCCUUUCAAGGGCGGCUACGCCAAGGCUCUAGACGGGGAGAGUCUGGGCUGCUGCGGGAGCGGCGCCGGAGGGGAGACAGCGGCCGGCGGCCAGCUUGAGAUGUCGUCCGCCCUCGGUCUCUACAAAGCCGGCUCCCUCGACGAAGCCACCGGCUAUCAGAACCGCGACUACUACAACUUCCAGCUGGCCCUGGCGGGGCCGCCGCCGCCGCCUCCCCCGCAGCCCCCUUCGCACCACCCGCACACCCGCAUCAAGCUGGAGAACCCGCUGGACUACGGGAACGCCUGGGCCGCGGCCGCCGCUCAGUGCCGUUACGGGGACAUGACCGGCCUGGGCCACGGAGGAGGUGCCGCCGCCGCCGCCGCCGCCGCAGCCGCCGCCGCCGCCGCCGCCGCCGCGGGCCCGGGUUCGGGCACCCCGGCCGCCGCCGCCGCCGCCGCCGCCGCAGCCGCCGCAGCCGCCUCGUCCUCCUCCUCCUCCUCGUCCUCUUCCUCCUCCUGGCACACUCUCUUCGCCUCGGAGGAAGGUCAGUUGUAUGGGCAGUGCGGUGGCACCGCGGCAGCCGGCGAGGCAGCCGCCGGAACCCCCUAUGGCUACCGGGCAGCCCAGGGGCUGGCGGGCCAGGAGGCCGACUACCCUCAGACCGAGAUGUGGUACCCCGGCGGCGUGGUGAGCAGGGUGCCCUAUCCGGGCCCGGCCUGUGUCAAGAGCGAGCUGGGACCGUGGAUGGAGGGCUAUUCGGGGGCCUACGGAGACAUGCGAUUGGAGACCGCCAGGGACCACGUGUUGCCCAUCGACUAUUACUUUCCACCACAAAAGACCUGCCUGAUCUGUGGCGACGAAGCUUCGGGCUGCCACUACGGGGCGCUCACCUGCGGCAGCUGCAAAGUCUUCUUCAAGAGAGCAGCAGAAGGGAAACAAAAGUACCUGUGUGCCAGCAGGAAUGAUUGCACCAUCGAUAAAUUCAGGAGGAAAAAUUGCCCAUCAUGCCGGCUCCGAAAGUGCUAUGAAGCAGGGAUGACCCUUGGAGCCCGGAAACUGAAGAAACUUGGCAACCUGAAGCUUCAGGAAGAAGGCGAGGCCUCCGGCUCCGGCAGCCCCCACGAGGACCCGGGGCAGAAGCUCACGGUUUCCCACAUUGAAGGCUACGAGUGCCAGCCUAUUUUCCUGAACGUCCUGGAGGCCAUCGAGCCAGGCGUGGUGUGUGCUGGCCACGACAACAACCAACCCGAUUCCUUCGCUGCUCUGCUCUCCAGCUUGAACGAGCUGGGCGAGAGGCAGCUGGUACACGUGGUCAAGUGGGCCAAGGCACUGCCCGGUUUCCGUAAUCUGCAUGUGGACGAUCAGAUGGCCGUGAUUCAGUACUCCUGGAUGGGCCUCAUGGUGUUUGCCAUGGGCUGGAGAUCUUUCACCAACGUCAAUUCCAGAAUGCUCUAUUUUGCUCCCGAUCUGGUGUUCAAUGAAUACCGGAUGCACAAGUCAAGGAUGUACAGCCAAUGCGUCCGGAUGAGACAUCUCUCCCAGGAGUUUGGCUGGCUCCAGAUCACGCCACAGGAGUUUCUUUGCAUGAAAGCCCUGCUGCUCUUCAGCAUUAUUCCAGUGGAGGGACUGAAGAAUCAGAAAUUUUUUGACGAACUGCGAAUGAACUACAUCAAAGAGCUGGAUCGGAUAAUCGCCUGCAAGAGGAAAAAUCCAACUUCUUGCUCCCGACGUUUUUACCAACUCACCAAACUCUUGGAUUCUGUGCAGCCCAUCGCCAGAGAGCUGCACCAGUUCACCUUCGACCUGCUAAUCAAGUCCCACAUGGUGAGCGUGGACUUUCCCGAGAUGAUGGCCGAGAUCAUCUCUGUACAAGUGCCCAAGAUCCUUUCUGGAAAAGUCAAGCCCAUCUAUUUCCACACACAGUGAUGCUUUGCAAAAAGCCUUCUCCUCCCUCCCUCCUUUUCUGCCAUCUUUUGCCUGUUGUUAUUCUGCACUACUGUUCUGCAGUGCCUUGGGGAAUUCCCUCUGUUGAUGUACAGUGUGUCCUGGAGAUAGUCCUAAUUCCUUACUACCUUCUAAGCUUCUCUUUCCUUCUCACUGCCAUGCCCUCUCCCAGCACCUCCUUUCUGCCUCACUCCCUCGAUCUUCUCACCUAUCUUAGCACCUUGUGACUCUGCUUAGUCUCUCCGAAUCCUUGACACUAGUCCCGUGGCUACGCCCAGGCCACACGUGUCUUUCUGAUGGCCGCGUGGCCAUUUUCUUCACCUAACAUCAUGAUGAAUCUUGCAUAUUUAAGGGGACAAAAAAAAACCCAUCUCGCUGCGGUUCCCCUCCCUUAAAAGACAAACACGCAAACAGCCACACACACACAAGCCGACAACCCUGAGUAUUUCCCUGAGGAUGUGUGGGUGUAUGUGUGUGCUAGCAUUUCUCACCUGGAGCACCCACUCUGCCAACAGCAGCUUUCAGGCAAUUCCCCAGUGAGGGACCUGGGAGGAGAAAGAGAAGAGCCCCAUCCCUUCACACACACACACACACACACACACACACACAC
Messenger RNA from Antechinus flavipes (yellow-footed antechinus), 3768 nucleotides. It is a transcript of the gene AR, whose product is annotated as androgen receptor. Bases 243 to 3140 code for a protein of 965 amino acids. Gene Ontology annotation, molecular function: steroid binding; sequence-specific DNA binding; zinc ion binding. The transcript has 8 exons. The record is from RefSeq and is a predicted model, not a curated record. Gene Ontology annotation, cellular component: nucleus. Gene Ontology annotation, biological process: male gonad development; androgen receptor signaling pathway; regulation of DNA-templated transcription. NCBI's taxonomy places the organism in Eukaryota, Metazoa, Chordata, Mammalia, Dasyuromorphia, Dasyuridae.